This is a messenger RNA of Lachancea meyersii CBS 8951, 1893 nucleotides long. NCBI's taxonomy places the organism in Eukaryota, Fungi, Ascomycota, Saccharomycetes, Saccharomycetales, Saccharomycetaceae. The record is from the annotation of a GenBank genome assembly.
AUGUCAUCGCAAGUGGCCACUCCUGCCCAGCUAGAGAGCCUUAUUCAAAAAGCCACCAGCGAGUCUAUACCGCACGGAGCGGUGGAUUUGACCGUCGCACUGGAGGUUUCGGAUGUUAUAAAAUCGCGAAGAAUCGCGCCCAGGGAUGCUAUGCGAUGCAUUAAAAAGCGGAUCAUGAACACCAAAUCAAAUCCAAACACGCAAUUGGCGUCUUGGACGCUCACAGAAAUGUGUCUAAAAAACUGUGGGACUGCAUUUAUUCGAGAAGUGUGUUCUCGCGAGUUUAUGGAUCCCCUGGAACGCACGAUCUUGGAUAACGAUGGUAAUGAAGAGCUUGAACUCAUGUGCAAGGGCAUCUUGCAGAAUCUUUACACUGCCUUCAAAAACGACAGCCAACUUGGGUACGUUUCGAGGGUUUAUCAACGGCUUUUGUCGCGAGGCAUCGAUUUCCCGCCAAGCACUGCAAGCGAUUUGGAAUUGGCACAGGCAAUGUUUGACUCGAAGGCUCCCGCAGACUGGGUGGACUCGGACGUCUGCAUGAUCUGCUCAACGCGGUUCACCUUGCUUAAUAGAAAACACCACUGUCGAUCCUGUGGCGGAAUUUUCUGCCAAGAACAUUCCUCCAAUAAAAUUGCAUUACCAGACUUGGGAUUAUAUGAGCCCGUACGAGUUUGUGACGACUGUUACCGUGAAUACGACCACAAACGACUAUCGGACAAAAAACACCAGAAGAAGUCGAAACGCAGUUCCAAGAGGUCAUCGCAAGAUGUUCAAGAGCAGGAAGACGAGGAACUGAGAAGAGCAAUAGAACUUUCCCUCCGAGAGUCCCACGCAAGUGAGACAUUUGUUCCCGUGGUUCCAGCAGUACCGGCAGAACCGAAAAAAGCCACUACUGCGUUCACAGAGGAAGAACAAGAUGAAGACCUCAAAGCCGCCAUUGAGGCCAGUUUACGUGAGGCUGAAGAACAAAAAAAAUGGCAAGAAGCGGCUUCUUCUAAUCCGUACAUUCCCCCCCAACCUUCAUUUCAACAGGAAGUCCAGCGCCCUACUUACGAGCUAUCAGCUUCAGAGGAGGACGACAUAUAUUUGUUCGCUACUCUGGUAGAAAGAAUGAAAUCACAACCUGCUUCUGCUGUACUUGGAGACACGCAACUUCAACAGCUCUAUCAAAAAGUCAUGGGCAGUGCCCCCAAGCUCAAUUACUGUCUGAAUGACGCCUCUAAAAAAUACAACACACUGGUGGACGUAAACAGCAAAAUUUCAGAUAUCAUGAACAUCUACGAUUCGCUUCUUGAAAAACAGUUGCAAUCAAUAAACCUUAACCAGCAGUACUCUCUACCCCAGCUUCCGUCAGAUCCAUACGCCUAUUACAAUGUUGCCCAGCAGGAAAGCCCGAUGCGUUUUGCACCUACUCAACAAGCUGCUAGCGUGUCCAGACUAGCUUCAGACUUUACUUCCACGCCAAAAGAGCCACAAUCUGAUCGUAUCCCAGAUUCAAUGCCGCUGGUUCAAAACGCCCCAGAAAAACAGGAGCAGCGUCCGAACUAUGCGGAUGAUUUGCAAGGAGUAGCACUGGGCUCACCCCAAUCUAAUGAGAAGACUACAGCACAACAGAGGCCAUACCCCGAUGAUAUACAGGAAUUGGCUAACGUGCCGUCAGAACCAAUAUACCAAGAGGAUGUCAAGAGAUCAAAACAGUCCAAUAAAGUACCCUACCCCGCUGAAGAGGAGAGUGCUGAACAAAGUGGGAACAAAAUUCCCGCUAAUGGCGAUAAUAAAAUCACCAAUUUUGAUUUUCCAACUGUUCCACUUCACCAACCGCCUGUGAAGGAAGACGAAACAGUACAUUCGGAGGACACGCAGGACCGUGAAGAAUUGCUCAUAGAGUUAUAA